UCCCUUCUUCAGGCUCCACGCCUGACUGUCCCAGUGGCUGUGCAAUCCCUCACUCUGCAGCGCCGUAAACACUGACAGCCUGCGAGUUUCGUCGAGCGUAUCCAGAGGGACUCGGUGUGUUUGCUGUAGUAAAAACAUUCGGCUUGUGCUGCCUUGCUCCACACGGAUACAGGGGUCGAGAGGUACAUCAAUGACAGCUGCGGCAAAAACGGGAGGACUAGACGCGUCAUUUUUUUUUUGAAUUGCAAAGGGAUUUUGCAACCUUUUUUUUUUCAAACAGCGUUUGUAGCUCUUGUCAGCUGCGAUAGCCUGCACGAGACUUUGUAAAUUGCAUCCAUUAACACUAAAACAAGCUCGGUGGACGUUGUGAAUAAUUGGAAGGAGCUGUUUCCUUCCUCUUCUCUGCAAAACAACUGGACACAUUUAGUUGCCUAAAUCGAUGAACAAUUUAAGUGAAAUAUUGAGCGUUUUAACUGUAUCACCGACAGGCUGGCAGUGGAAUUCACGCUUUUUAAGGUUUGGCUUUUAUUAUUUUCUUUUUUGCCAUUGAGUUUCUUUUUUGUUUACACGUUCUGUUUCCAGUUGCAGAACCCUGCGUUUUGGAGUUGCAUCGUAUCUUAUGGGGUUUCUUUUGAAGUUGCGUUCUGUCAAACAUUUUCAUUUUGGUAAAUACUAUUUGCUAGGUUUAUUUUAACUGUCACCCCCUCACUGAGAGUUGUGUACAGCAGCACAAACGGACGGUACCGUAUGCAGCUUUUCUAUUAUUUCAUUUGAAUUUCUUGGUUUCACCUUGGAACAACAAUGCCACUAAGCGCAAUGCCCAGAGGUCAAUCCCUAAGCCCCGCUUCCCUGUCGCGUAGCCUGUCCAGGUUGAGGGAAUUUCGGACCCGGACUCGUAUCAUGCUUUCGCUCGGAGUUUCACAGAUGGUUCUUGGGAGUCUUAUCCUGGCUGUCAGUUUCGCCGCCUUGGCUUUAACCACCUCACCCAGAGUCCGGCAUUCAUGUCCGUUCUGGGCUGGAUUCUCGGUUCUGCUGUCUGGGCUGAUCGGUGUGGUUUCUUGGAAGAGACCAAUCUCACUGGUGAUCACCUUUUUCAUGCUGCUGUCUGCGGUGUGUGUCAUGUUAACCCUGGCUGGAUCCAUCCUCUCCUGCCAGAAUGCUCAGCUGGUAAAUUCACUCGAGAAUUGUGAUUCGGUUCAUCAUAUCUCUGACAGUGAUGGGGUGUGCGUGUGCUGUCAGAUGCACCAUCAGAGUCUGGGCUGCAGCAGCAACCUGGGAGAAACACUGAAGCUGAACUCGCUGAGGGACUGCAACACCAUCAGGCUCAGACUCAAGGAAUUGUUGUUCAGCGUAUGUGCCCUGAAUGUCAUCUCCACCAUUGUGUGUGCCUUGGCCACAGCCAUGUGCUGCAUGCAGAUGGUCUCUGCUGAUGUCCUGCAGAUGUUUCUUCCACACAGGUCACGCUCUGUGAACCCAGAUUGUGUGUCUCCCCAUGGCACUAUUCUACACCAGACUCUGGAUUUCGAUGAGUUUAUACCUCCAAUACCACCUCCUCCAUACUACCCUCCAGAGUACACCUGUACACCAGCCCUAGAGGCGCAGAGAGGCCUUCACCUGGACUUUCCUCACUCCCCCUUCAGUGCCAUCUAUGGAGUGCCGAUCAACAGCCCGGGCGCCAUGUACCCCUCGGAGCUCCCACCUCCCUAUGAGGCUGUGGUGGGGCAGGCUCCAGCUAGUCAGGUAACUACUUGUCUGGAACAGCAAGCGACUGAGUCCAGCUUGUGUGAGAGGAACACGACGGCAGGUUUCAGCACACAAGCAUCUGUGGACAGCACGUCUCUGAUGGUCUCAGAAAUGGCUGAUAUCCCAGAUCACAGCUGCUCCUCUGAAGACCUGUGUUCCCUGGAAGUGCAGGGCUCCCUCAGGUCUGUGGACCUCUCUCCGUACAGCACAAUCCGCACGGUGGCUACAGACGGCAGCUGCACCAGCCUGGAGCACAGCGUCCGCUGCAGCCACCACCGGAGCCACUCUCAGAGCUCGCCUGGGGAGGAGGAUGAGGAGGCGGCAGGCCUCAGCGAGUCCUCCCUCACCCAGGACAGGUCCCCAGACUGGUCCUCCGAAAACAACAGCGCGCUGGGGAGAAGAGAGUCCAAGGCCUUGCCCGGGGAGGCUGCAGCUGCCUGUUCUCCGCCCAAGCAGAAGCUGUGCUUUGCAGUCUAUUCCCAGUCGUCCUCCUGCUCUUCCUCACUGCCUCAGUCAGUAGCCAGUUCGGCACACAGCAGUGCUUCAUUCUCAGCCUGCGUGGAGAGAGCCAGACCCCAGCGCCACAACAGGAAAUACAGGCUUUCUAAAAUCAUACGCUCGACUAGCGACCCCGUCUCGUGUACAUCCAUCUCUGAAAGUGACAGUUGUGCCGCUGCUUGCAAUCAGGUCAAUGAAGAAUCCCCACAGACGUCCCCUGAGCCAGCUGCUUGUCCAGAACUUUCCGUCGUCGUUGCGUCCUGCCAAGGUGCUGUCAAACACGUCCCGUCCUCCAGAAGACAGAGGGACGGCAGCAAAGUGGAUAUUCGCUUGAAACAGAGGGCAUUGCAAGCCAUUUCCAAAGAGCGGCCGCGCUCCUUGGUGGACAUUAAGACAUACAAAGACACCAAAAUACUGGUGGCAAAAUUUCUCGAACACUCCAGCUGCAAUCUACCUCCUGAAGUCCAGCAUGUGGUCAACAGCAUCAAAUGUGUCAUCAAGACAGAUGAGCGACACAUGGAGGAAGCUAUCUUCAGUGCCAAUGUCAUUGACCAGGUGAUCACCAACUCCCAGCAGAAUGUGAAGAGCCCACGGAAACGUCUCCAGCAGGACCUGCACCUCCAGAGCUGUGGGGACCUGAGCUCCCCCUCCUCCAGCCUGCGGAGGAGCUGUGUGCAGAGACCUGUGGACACGGACCGGCCACACAGCCUCAUCGGGGUGUGCAGGGAAACCAUCCUCUGACACACCAGCCUUCAAACACAUGCCAACCAGGAUUCUACAGUGCAGUCCAUGGAGGCUCGUGCUCACUGCUACAGUGAACAAACUCCAUUCUAAAUAGUAUUGUUAUUAUUAUUAUUUUAUUUUUUUAAAGACAAAAUGAAUAUCUUCUUCAGGGUUCCAUUUUUAAACUGACAGGUAUUUAAAAAUUACAGUAAAAAUACUGUACAUCCAAGAGACUGCACCAGUUCAGUUCAGCUGAGACAAAGGGAUAUCUUCAUCUUCAAAUCUUGGCUUUUGUUUUCCACCAAACUGUGAAUCUGCCUACAAUUGGAAAGUCCGCAAUGCAUUAAUCUCAGUCAUUCUCUUACUGCAGCUGGAAAGAGCUUGUAUGCUGUGUGGAACAGCACAGUAUUUUAAAUGCCAAGACAAGGCAUUUAAUGAACAGUGGCUACAGCUUUAAAAAGUUGUAUUAUUUAAACUUACCUCAGUGUGUUUCAAUUCUUAUCAGUGUUCUAAUAAAAAGUAUCUUUUUUUUUUCUUC
Acipenser ruthenus (sterlet) is the source of this 3502-nucleotide messenger RNA. Its product is annotated as protein ENTREP2-like. Gene Ontology annotation, cellular component: membrane. The coding region runs from base 802 to 2982 and encodes 726 amino acids. NCBI's taxonomy places the organism in Eukaryota, Metazoa, Chordata, Actinopteri, Acipenseriformes, Acipenseridae. The transcript has 12 exons. The record is from RefSeq and is a predicted model, not a curated record.